UCCCCGAAAUCUUUUCUUUAUUGUUUUCAAUGUUAGUUGAUCUUCCACCUGACACCACUUGUCGAUAGCUUUCGAAUGAUGUAAAACUAAUUCUGAUCGAAUCAAGAUUAAUAAAGUUAUUGUUUAUCAAAGCUAGCUGUCCUACCUCAACUAUCACUUUAUUUUUUGGGAGGAGAACCCUUGAGAUCCUUCGGUGUUUUCGAUUAAUUGUUUUUCCCCUUCGUUUCUUUAUUACUUUUUGCAAUCAUUUCGUAUUUCCGUAAAUAUUUUUUUUAAUUUUUUUAGAUUUUUAUUUCUAAUGACUGAAAACAAAGAAAAACGUGUAGUCAAUGAAUACCGACUAAAUGAAGACAAUGAACUUCGAUUGGAAGUUGGAAACGAAGAAGUUUUGUUAGAAUUGCUUGAGGGAACAGCAGAAAUAUUUGGUUCACAAUUAUCAAUGCAUAAACGUUAUACACUUCCUCCAGGUUAUCGUGCUGCUAUAUUUACUUAUAAAGGGGCUUUACUUGAAGUGGUUGGAAAGACUGAAAGUAUUUAUAUUGCACAACAAACACCAAUGAUUAUUUAUUUGAACACUCAUGCAGCUUUGGAAUCGUUAAGAAGAGUUGCGGAAAGUCAAUUGUUGGCAGAUCCAAAUGGCCCGGCUAGAGGACCUCGUUUAAUGAUUACUGGGCCGACAGAUGUUGGAAAGACUACACUGUGUAGAAUCCUGUGUAAUUAUGCUGUGCGUGAAGGAAGAAGUCCACUUUACAUUGAUUUGGAUAUUGGACAGGGUAGUAUAUCAAUUCCUGGAUCAAUUGGAUGUUUAUAUAUUGAAAAACCAGCAGAUAUUAUUGAUGGAUUUGAUAGAAAACCUGCUUAUGUUUACAAUUUUGGACAUAUAACACCUUCUGCAAAUUUAAAACUUUAUGAUAUGUUGGUAAAAGAAUUGGCAGUUGCGGUUAAACAAAAAGCCAAAUCUUCAUUAAAUUGUAAUUGUUCUGGUUAUAUUGUGAAUACUUGUGGUUGGGUUAAAGGAGAUGGGUAUGCUUGUAUUGUAAAUGCAGCUGAGGCAUUCGAACCAGAUGUAGUUAUUGUAUUGGAUCAUGAGAGACUUUAUAUUGAAUUGCAGCAGGAUUUGCCGAGUUAUUUGAAGAUUUUACAUCUUCCAAAAUCCGGAGGCGUGGAAAGUCGUCCACAAGAAAUGCGAAUAGCUCAUAGAAGAAAAGCUAUCCACAGAUACUUUUAUGGAACAAAAUCUUUGCGUUUUUCCCCAUAUUCUUUUGAAUUUUCUUAUGACAAAACUGGAGACGAGCAAGAAUUAAGCCUCUAUAAAAUUGGUGCAGAACAAAUUCCAGAUUCUUGUUUACCUAUUGGAAUGGUUGUGGAAGAUCAUAGAACACAGGUUGUUUCUGUGCCGUUUACUUCAGAACUUUUAAAUCAUGUUAUUGCACUAAUGCCACCAGAUUCAAAGACGGACCAAACUUUAAUUCACAAGCCGUGUGUUGGAUUUUUGGUAAUUACUGGAAUUGAUACAACAAAGAAGACAAUAACUUUACUUAGUCCACAACCUUAUCCUUUACCUUCAAAAAUUGCACUUUUAACUCAAAUUACUUUUGUGGAUGAUAACAAUUUGUAA
This is a messenger RNA of Meloidogyne enterolobii, 1618 nucleotides long. The record is from the annotation of a GenBank genome assembly. Lineage: Eukaryota; Metazoa; Nematoda; Chromadorea; Rhabditida; Meloidogynidae.